GAUUAUGAGGAUUUCACUUGGUGUACGCCUCUUUCGGUCGAGACUCUGAAGUGUUCUCAUGCAGUUUCGACUGUAGCUCCAAAGCCAGCAGGAUUCCUCGACCACAGAGUUCAAUGCAACUUGAUAAAUAACUCCGUACACGUUCGCGCAAAAAAAGACGGCAGGCAAUUGCAGCAAUAAUGAAUUCUCUCCUCUCAUUUCUCUGCCUCUGUGGUGUUGCCUUCGCACAGGGGAAUGCGUCAUCGCCCACUGUUCGCUCGGACACUGGCAUCUUCCACGGCCGCUAUCUCGCAGAGUUUGACCAGGACGUCUACCUUGGCGUCAAGUACGCGCCCAAACCAGUACGUUUCGCUCCCGCCGAGCUCAUCAAGGCGACACCUACCCAGGACUUCAAUGUCACUUCGUAUGGUGUUGAUUGUAGGGGGUAUGGUUCAGACACAACCCUGCUGGUGAAGGAUGGGUGGACACAGAUGGGGGAGGACUGUCUCCAUCUGAACAUUGUGAAGCCGAGGACAAAGCAGAAUAAGAAGCUACCCGUGUUGUUAUGGAUAUAUGGAGGUGGAUGGCAGCAGGGCGCUACGAGCGAUCCACGAUACAAUAUGAGUUACAUCGUACAGCAAUCGGUACUCAACAAUAAGCCUGUCAUCGGAAUCUCCAUCAACUACCGCAUGGCCGCGUUCGGCUUCAUCGACAGCGAAGAAAUUGCCGAGACAGGGAACCAGAACCUAGGCUUGCGAGACCAACGCCUCGCAUUCAAGUGGGUGAACAAGUACAUCUCAUCCUUUGGCGGCGAUCCCGCCAAAGUGACUAUCUGGGGCGAGUCGGCGGGCGCAUACUCGGUCGGCGACCACAUCAACGCAUACAAUGGCGACAACGACGACUUGUUCCGAGCCGCCAUCAUGGAGAGCGGCGGCGCUGUCGGCGCGCCCCUCAACGGCACAGACUGGUACCAGCACAUGUACGACAACCUGACGGCGAGCGUAGGAUGUGACAACGCAACCAACACGCUCCAAUGUCUGCGCGACGUGCCCUAUGAAACCAUCGCCCCCUACGGCUACCAAGGUCUGGAGUGGUUCCACACCAUCGACGGGUCCUUCAUCCCGCGCUACGGCCAGCAAUCCCUCACAACGGGCCGCUUCGCAAAGAUCCCCAUCAUCCUCGGGACAAACACCGACGAGGGAUUCGGCGUUAAUGGCGUGAACACCGAUGCGGAUGCCAUCAACCAGCUCGUGCACUCGAAGCGCUGGAACGUCAACGAGGAGCAGGCGAAGGAGCUGCUGGCCUUGUAUCCGGAUGAUCCCGCUGUCGGUGAGCCAUAUGGCUGGGGCAAUCGUACCUGGCCGCAGAACGGUCUGCAGUAUAAACGCUACCAGUCCAUCGCCUCGGACCUAGCUAUGUUUGCCCCUCGACGGCUGAUGGCGCAGCAAAUGAGCAAGUAUGUCGAGAACGUGUAUUCGUACCGAUGGGAUGCGCCAAAGUUCAAUAGCACGCCGGCUACGAUUGGGGUUAAUCAUUUCUCAGAGAUCCCCUUCGUCUUUGGCAACACAGAGCAGCAGAUCACGCCUCUGGGUAAUAGCUCCGCUAACGUCGCUCUGUCGCAUCUCGUGAUGCGCAUGUGGACGUCUUUUGCCUACGACCUCGAUCCGAAUGACCACGGUGUUGCUGGAGUUCCUGUAUGGCCGCAGUACCGGGAGAAGGUGACGAACUUUGUGUUCCGCGCGGAUAAGAGUUAUGUGGAGAAGGAUGUGGAUAGGAAGGAGGGGGUGGCGUAUAUCAAUAGUUUGGUUCGUUGA
Dothidotthia symphoricarpi CBS 119687 is the source of this 1793-nucleotide messenger RNA. Its product is annotated as lipase 3 precursor. Bases 180 to 1793 code for a protein of 537 amino acids. The record is from RefSeq and is a predicted model, not a curated record. NCBI's taxonomy places the organism in Eukaryota, Fungi, Ascomycota, Dothideomycetes, Pleosporales, Dothidotthiaceae. The transcript has 4 exons.